AUGGAGGAUUAUCUGGAGCUUCUCCGUGCCCAGUCGCCCGCUUACGCCAGGAUUGCCCAGACUCAAAGGCUCGAUCGGACAAAAGUAACUUACGUCGGUGACCAGGGAGCGGAUUACCCCAUGAUCAUCCCUUUCCGGGACGAUGAUGCUUGGUCAUUCGCCGUAGCCUAUCCCGAUUGUGUCCACUGGUACGAGAGCAGAACCCAGGCUGCUAUCCCUCGGUUGGAUGCGGGAGCCAGGGCCGUUGUGACGGAUUGGACUGGGCCAAAGGUAUCCCCUGACGGUGAAGGAGACACUGGAAUUAUAGCGCUUCUAGGUAUCGCACGUCUUCAGCAAGGCGCGCCGCACGUUAGUCAGGAUGUAGCUGAUGGACAAGCAUCUUCCUUUCGCACUCACGUUCUGGCAGCCGUGGCAUGCAAAGCUCUAGAGCCGCCCGACGAGGCUUUGGCAUCCAUGCUUCUCGAUGACCAACAGGACGAAAUUCCUAGUACUUUUUUUUACGAUGCACUUUAUGGAUGUGACAUGGAUAGGGAUGAUAGACGUGCGCUUCCGUCAACCCGUCCACAAAGAUGUGACGCGCGGACCUGGUCGGACGAUCGUCACAUCAUCCUUGGCAACCUGUGUGAGGCUGUCAGGGCCUAUCGCUCCAUACAAGCUUCUGAUCGACGCAACCUGCCCACGCUCUGGCAGUCAGUCACGGGAAGCGCUAUCGGUAGCGUGUUCCACGAGAGGCUGAAUGCCGUGCGUUUCUGUGAGGAGAUGGAGGGUUUGGGCACCCCGGAAGACGUCAGGCAAGCUAUGAGUUACUCGGUUGACCUUGAGUGUGUACCAAAAAUGAGGGGUUUGCAGAAGCAAUGCGAAUUCUGGCGUGACGUGUGUAACCUUCGCCGCGAUUGGAAUAUGGGGAAAUACGUCUUACUUCUUGCUCUCCCUACCCACCCACCACUCCGUCAAUUAGCAACAGCUUCAAAAGCCCAGCUUCUCCGGAAUCUCAAGCGGCGCCUCGAUGAUGAGACACAUCCUCUUGAAACGUGGCUCAAGCAGAGUCAACCCCUAUGCGCAGCAAUCAUGACGAAUUCGCUGCCGCAGAAAAGCCUCCUUAUUGAUAUCUACCUGAUAAGACGGCAUGGAGAGAUAGACGACGCUGAUUACGAAAUGUAUGUAAACACGAACCCCCAAGCGAAGCGUGCCUUGCCAAGGUAGAAUGCUUGACCUCUGCGAGUGUUACACCUUGGUCGCGAGGUGCUUGGAGUGAGCCCUCCACAACUAGCGAGCAAUGCAGAAUCUUGAACUGGUACGCGUGCGAUCGCCGCGCUGGUGCCCACUGCCUCAUCCGUCAGUUCCUGCGAGGGCAAGGACUGGUGCGCGGACCGUAGCAUCCUUCGACUUCAGCGUCUGCGCAAUGGCUUGUAGAACGGGAGAUCUUGCCAGGUGCUCAAGCAUUGGACGGCGAAGGCAUUUGCAGCGUUUAGGCUAGCAAUGGACUGGUCCAAUUCUGACACUCCUGAGCUUUGGCCGAUCAGGACCCUUGAGAGACCUAUCUUGUAGUAUAGAGUACUCAUAAUGUGGUCCUCUCGUUUCGAAGCGCCACUGGUUAUGUUCCGGCUGUCGCUCAAACUGUCGAUUUCGUGACGGACGCU
This is a messenger RNA of Emericellopsis atlantica, 1640 nucleotides long. RefSeq lists its product as uncharacterized. The record is from RefSeq and is a predicted model, not a curated record. The coding region runs from base 1 to 1203 and encodes 400 amino acids. The transcript is spliced from 2 exons. NCBI's taxonomy places the organism in Eukaryota, Fungi, Ascomycota, Sordariomycetes, Hypocreales, Bionectriaceae.